This is a messenger RNA of Folsomia candida, 1146 nucleotides long. Its product is annotated as vacuolar protein sorting-associated protein 13-like protein. The coding region runs from base 348 to 1031 and encodes 227 amino acids. The transcript is spliced from 4 exons. The record is from RefSeq and is a predicted model, not a curated record. Lineage: Eukaryota; Metazoa; Arthropoda; Collembola; Entomobryomorpha; Isotomidae.
AAAAAUUAGGAAUAACCUGCACGGAUGGAAACAUAACGAAUUUAUUAAAAACCACGGAAACGGGUUUGUCAAAAUUAUCCGCGGUGAAUUGGAGCGAUUUAUUCCAGGAUUCGAAUUUUGAGUGCAGAAUUAAGGUUGCCAGGGCAACGCUUUGCGGGAGUGGAGAGUGUGCGCCGCUCCCCCUCCUGACGACCACGCCCCUUCCGUGCCACUCCCUCUGCACGAACCUCCUCCGCGGUUGCUACGCAACUUUAUCCGGAAAUUUACUAUCCCCCUGGAAAUACGCAAUAAAUUCGAUAAGAAGUGCAAUCGGCCUGCUCCUAACGACCCCGUGCGAUCAGGUUGUCAUGGAAACGAAAUUUUUCGAAAAUUUCUUAAUAAAUUUGAACAGCGGGUGGAGAGAACCGUUCAAUUAUCUCGAUGGAAUUUGCAAUUUGAAAGCAGCCAAUGGGGAUGGGGACUGUUUCGCGGGGGGUUUUGGCGAGGAGGGCCUCCCCAUAACAACCAACUACGACCGGACCACGCCCCCCUGGUCCACGAACCCCGAGAAGUACACCAAUCCAGAGUUUACACAGAAUUCAGAGUUACAAAGUUUGGAGUAUGAAUCCAAAAUUAAUUUAGUUCGGGAGGAGUUAUUGGGCGUUGCCAAGCACCUCGAGAAAUUCUGGCCCUCUGACCACACCCCCUUGAACCACUCCCCCAGCUCCUCCACCCACCUCCAGCAAUCCGACGAAUCCUUCGAGUACGACGAUGACGAUGAUGAAGACGACGAUUACGAGGACGAUUUCGCUAGUGGGUCAGGUUUCCAUGACAACUCAAAUUUCCAAACGGACGAUGAAGAUUUAUUACGUGGUCAAGGCUCCGGCGAUGGCACGGACGACAUCGAAGUCGUCGUCAUGACAACCGUUGCUACCGACAUCGUCAUGGAAACCGUAACUCCAGAUUCGAAAACAAUUCCAAAAACGAGCCAUGGAAACGCCAAUAAAUAUAAUUACUAUAUCUUGUUAUUGAUUAUAAUUAAUUUAAAUUAAAAUUCUUUUUCGGUUGCCAUAAUCACACAAUGCAAUUAACGCUUUAACUGUGAUAUUUUAUAGUAUUUAUAAAAUGUGAUUAAGAGAAUAAUAAAUAAAAAGACUGAUCCGUUGC